CUCUCUCUCUCUCUCUCUCUCUCACUACUCUGAAGAAGAUGGCUACUCCCCUGUUGGGCUCUGCUAAAGCAGUUCCCAUCAUCCUUACGAUGAUCAUUUUCAUCUCUUCUCUUCAACAAUUCACUGUUUCUUCCUUUGAGUUUGAAGUCGGAGGCUCCAAUGGUUGGGUUGUUCCUCCUCUUAAUGCCACCAAAAUUUACAGCGAAUGGGCCUCCAGGAACAGGUUCCGUGUUGAUGAUAGCAUCCGUUUUAAGUACAAGAAAGAUUCAGUAAUGGUAGUGAGUGGUUCAGAUUACAACCAGUGUGAUUCCACACAUCCAAUGUUCUUCUCUAAUGAUGGCAACACUGUGUACCACUUUGAUCAUUCUGGGUCUUUUUAUUUCAUCAGUGGAGUAUUAAGUCACUGCAAGAGAGGACAGAAGGUGAUUGUCAAGGUGAUGUCACCUGAGGACGAUUCCCCUUCAUCUGGAGGAAGAUCAAGUCAUGUCAUCCCAACAUCCGGGCUUUCUGCACUGCUUCUUCUUCAGUUUCUGUUGUCCUUCUUUGGCUUCCAUCUCCCUUAGUUACCACUUAUUAUUAUUACGUAUGAGUCUAGUUUUAGGGGUAUUUGUUCAGAAGAACUAAUUACUGUUUGUGUUUGUGAGAAUUUUAGAAUGAUUUAACAUGUUUUAGCAAAUCAUCAACUCCCAGUAAUGUUCUUUGCCAACUGGGCUUCACUAUGGACAACACUUCGUUGCAGUACAAGCGUUUAAUCUUCGUGUCA
Molecule: messenger RNA, 763 nt
Organism: Macadamia integrifolia
Lineage: Eukaryota; Viridiplantae; Streptophyta; Magnoliopsida; Proteales; Proteaceae
Product: early nodulin-like protein 1
Exons: 2
Coding region: 39-563 (174 amino acids)
Cellular component (GO): plasma membrane
Molecular function (GO): electron transfer activity
Source: RefSeq, a predicted model, not a curated record